GCAAGUUCCCCGAAAUCUUCAAAUCAAUUAUUCAUUGCUGCCGGAUUGAAUCCAUUUGAACGAAACCCACUGCAACUGCACAGCGACUGUUGAUACCGGCAGGGAGAAUCUCAUGUGCACUGAAUUCUGUUCCAGCGACUUCUAGUAUUCAGUGUCCAUUCUCUGUCCCUCGUGUACCACUACGGCCCUACAAUCAAAUCCAGCAGCCCAACUGCAACCAACAACACCAACAGCAGGAGCAGGAGCAGGAGCAGGGUAAACUCUUUCUCCCUCCGCCGGGCUCAAGCCCUGCCGCGACUUUUACUCUCGACUCUUGUGCUUCAUACGAAGCCAACACUACUAGGACAAUGUCCCGUCGUCCUCCCUCCGACGCCUUCACCCGCUUCACCUCGACGACACCGCACGCGAUGCAACGGCCCGCAACGACAUUUACAUAUCAGCCAGCGUCACGGCCGGCCGCCGAUCCCUCUCGACAAUCACCCUCUUCAUCAUCACAACCAACUACUUCUCGCUCGCAAGGUCCGCCGGGCGAGACGCCACAGGAGAGAGUUGCCCGACUCCGAGCGGCCGCCCGAGCGGCCAAAGAACAAGCGGCCUAUUCACCACUAGAGCGGGCGAUCGAGGUUGGACGUCGCGUGGCCGACCGCGCCCACCGGUUCACGACGUAUGGAUUGCUGCUGUUUGCGGGCGUCUCGACCGUCGUCGCCAUCUACGGAACAACCAGCUUGAUUGCCCACAACCGUCGACAGAAGCGGGCCUGGAUCGAGCGCGAGCUGGACCGCCUAGAUGAGGCCCGCCAGGCGUUCCUGAAGGGUGAAGCCAACGCCGAACAGCUGCAUCUGUUGGAACAGGAACGGGCAGGCCAGGAAAUGGAGGCCGCCAGGAAACGCGAGGCCGAGCGGAAAAAGAGCGAGAGCUACUGGAGCAAAAUCAAGGGCAUGGUCGGCGUCCAGAUGGCAAAGGGCGACUUGGGUCAGGAGACCGAGGCCGAACGCGCAGAGAGAGAGGCGAGACAGCUCAGGCGGCAACAGAGAGAUGCCGCCGCCGCCCAAGAAGGUUUUAUCGAAGGCGAGGUGCGGCCUGUGGCUGUGGCCGUCGCGGAAAGCGGCAUCAAGGGUGUUGGCAUCGACUCCAAGGGCAGACCGGUGCCGGCGGAUAAAGUGGAAUAUGUUGCGGCCAAGGCUGAAGACUCGAGGAGGACCGGCGAGAAAGAUGUCACUGCACGCACGGGAACCAAGGGCGGUCCUUUGGAUGCUCUAGCCGAGAAUGUUGCCGAGGCCGUCAACCCUUCGACAGAAGGUCAAGGUUGGCUGAGUUGGCUCAGGGGCAGUAGAUCUUAGGUGCAAAGCAUGGGAAAAAGAUAGCGGUGUGAUGUGCAAAAGACAUCAAUUGUGUAUUGAUUGAAAUGGUAGCGCAAUGUGCAUAAGGCUGGCGCUGCUGGGUCUGAAGGGACAUAUCAACUCCUGUAACAAGACAAAACUUCUAAUCCUUCAUGUGCCAUUUCCUCAGCGGUAGGACGAGUUGCCGACCAUGCAGCCCCUUCUAUGCUAUACUAGUAACGUGUCUUCAUGCUCUCA
Messenger RNA from Exophiala dermatitidis NIH/UT8656, 1577 nucleotides. RefSeq lists its product as uncharacterized. Bases 348 to 1340 code for a protein of 330 amino acids. The transcript has a single exon. The record is from RefSeq and is a predicted model, not a curated record. Lineage: Eukaryota; Fungi; Ascomycota; Eurotiomycetes; Chaetothyriales; Herpotrichiellaceae.